Messenger RNA from Triticum turgidum subsp. durum (durum wheat), 246 nucleotides. The record is from the annotation of a GenBank genome assembly. NCBI's taxonomy places the organism in Eukaryota, Viridiplantae, Streptophyta, Magnoliopsida, Poales, Poaceae.
AUGGAGGGCCUCAUCCCGUUCAUCUACAGGGCCGUGGCGCAGUACAGGAAGGAGGGGCAGGUCUCCCUCGCCGACCUCCUCUUCGACGAGCAGCCGUCCUCGUCGCCCACGGCGGCCUCGGCCUACUUCCGUCUCGCCGGGGACUCCGGCCGCCACCAGCUCUUCUCGGCCGACUCCGGUGCGGCCGGAGCGGCGCGGCGGUCUCCGCCGCACCGUCGGCGCACCAUGGAGCAUGGAUCGUGGUGA